This is a messenger RNA of Nematolebias whitei (Rio pearlfish), 3196 nucleotides long. It is a transcript of the gene gria4a, whose product is annotated as glutamate receptor, ionotropic, AMPA 4a. The transcript is spliced from 20 exons. The record is from RefSeq and is a predicted model, not a curated record. Gene Ontology annotation, cellular component: postsynaptic membrane; plasma membrane; AMPA glutamate receptor complex. Gene Ontology annotation, molecular function: transmitter-gated monoatomic ion channel activity involved in regulation of postsynaptic membrane potential; AMPA glutamate receptor activity. Gene Ontology annotation, biological process: modulation of chemical synaptic transmission; synaptic transmission, glutamatergic; monoatomic ion transport. Lineage: Eukaryota; Metazoa; Chordata; Actinopteri; Cyprinodontiformes; Rivulidae. Bases 37 to 2763 code for a protein of 908 amino acids.
ACUAAAGGGAAAAAGGAAAGAGAAAACAAACAAACAAUGAGGAUUAUUCUUUUUUCUUGGCACUUUCUUGGGGUGUAUUCCGCCCUUUGGGGACUGGCAACAGGGGCUUUCCCCAGCUCAGUGCAGAUAGGUGGACUGUUCAUUAGGAAUACAGAUCAGGAAUACACAGCCUUUCGACUAGCUAUCUUCCUUCACAACACCAGCCCGAAUGCUACAGAAGCUCCUUUUAAUUUGGUUCCUCAUGUGGACAACAUCGAGACCGCCAACAGCUUUGCAGUGACCAACGCAUUCUGUUCGCAGUAUUCAAGAGGCGUCUUUGCCAUCUUUGGACUCUACGACAAACGGUCAGUGAACACGCUGACGUCGUUCUGUGGGGCCCUGCACAUCAGCCUGGUGACACCCAGCUUCCCCAACGAGGGGGAGGGACAGUUCACACUGCAACUUCGACCAUCUAUCAGAGGAGCUUUAUUGUCUUUGCUGGACCACUAUGACUGGAACCGAUUUGUCUUCCUGUAUGACACAGACAGAGGUAAAGCCCUGCUGCUGCUAAUGUGCUGGAAAAUGGGCAGUAAUGGAUGGUCUGUUUCCAAAAUAUAUCAUGUACCAAUGGAUAGUUUUAAUAAAAGUUGCAUUAGACGUACAUUGGAAAAACUCAACAGAAGGGAGAAAAUGUCCUUUAUUUUUUGGUUGAUGAAUGAACUUUUCCUCUCUGUGUGUUUGCAGGCUGUCAGCGUGGGGAAACAUGUGAAAAAUUAUCAUUACAUCAUAGCAAACCUGGGUUUUAAGGACAUAUCCUUGGAAAGGUUUAUGCACGGUGGAGCCAACGUGACUGGAUUCCAGCUGGUGGACUUCAGCAAACCUAUAGUUAUAAAGCUGAUGCAGCGCUGGAACAAACUAGACCAGCGGGAGUACCCUGGAUCUGAAAGCCCACCUAAGUACACCUCGUCACUGACCUACGAUGGUGUUCUUGUAAUGGCUGAAGCCUUCCGAACUCUUCGCCGACAGAAAAUUGACAUCAGUCGUCGUGGCAACGCGGGGGACUGCCUUGCCAAUCCAGCAGCCCCCUGGAACCAAGGAAUAGACAUGGAGCGGGCACUCAAACAGGUUCGCAUUCAGGGCCUCACAGGCAAUAUCCAGUUUGAUCACUUUGGUCGAAGAAUUAAUUAUACUAUGGACGUGUUUGAGCUGAAGAGCAAUGGACCACGCAAGAUUGGCUACUGGAACGACAUCGACAAGCUUGUGUUGAAUGAAAACCCUCUGACCAACGACAGCUCAGCGAUGGAGAAUCGGACCGUUAUUGUGACGACAAUCAUGGAGGGCCCGUAUGUGAUGCUGAAGAAGAACUGGGAGCUGUAUGAAGGCAAUGACAAGUAUGAGGGAUACUGUGUGGACCUGGCUUCAGAGAUCGCCAAGCACAUCGGUAUCAAAUACAAGAUCUCCAUCGUGCAUGAUGGCAAAUACGGAGCCAGAGACCCUGAGACAAAGAUAUGGAACGGCAUGGUGGGCGAGCUUGUGUAUGGGAAAGCAGAAAUUGCUGUGGCCCCACUGACCAUCACUCUGGUGAGGGAGGAAGUGAUUGACUUCUCUAAGCCCUUCAUGUCUUUGGGAAUUUCCAUCAUGAUCAAGAAGCCCCAGAAGUCUAAACCAGGCGUUUUCUCUUUUCUGGACCCGCUGGCUUAUGAGAUCUGGAUGUGCAUAGUGUUCGCUUAUAUCGGAGUCAGUGUUGUCCUGUUUUUGGUGAGUCGCUUCAGUCCAUAUGAGUGGCAUGCAGAGGAACCAGAGGAUGGAGCCACAGAGCAGGGCCCCACCGACCAACCUCCCAAUGAAUUUGGCAUCUUCAACUCGCUGUGGUUUUCUCUAGGAGCCUUCAUGCAACAGGGCUGUGACAUCUCACCUCGGUCCCUGUCUGGACGUAUUGUUGGAGGUGUGUGGUGGUUCUUCACUCUUAUCAUCAUCUCCUCUUACACAGCCAACCUGGCUGCUUUCCUCACCGUGGAGAGGAUGGUCUCGCCUAUAGAAAGUGCAGAGGACUUGGCUAAACAAACAGAGAUAGCCUACGGGACGCUGGACUCGGGCUCUACGAAAGAGUUCUUCAGAAGGUCCAAGAUAGCCGUGUACGAGAAGAUGUGGUCUUACAUGAAGUCCGCUGAGCCGUCUGUCUUCACCAAAACCACGGCAGAAGGUGUGGCGAGAGUUCGCAAGUCCAAGGGAAAGUAUGCCUUCCUCUUGGAGUCCACCAUGAACGAGUACACGGAGCAGCGCAAGCCCUGCGACACGAUGAAAGUCGGAGGGAACCUGGACUCCAAGGGAUAUGGGAUUGCUACACCGAAAGGCUCACAGUUAAGAAACGCGGUCAACCUGGCCGUGCUAAAACUCAACGAGCAGGGCCUGUUGGACAAAUUGAAAAACAAGUGGUGGUAUGACAAAGGAGAAUGUGGCAGCGGGGGAGGGGAUUCCAAGGACAAGUCCUCCCAGGCUCUGAGCCUGUCCAACGUGGCGGGGGUCUUCUACAUCCUCGUGGGGGGCCUGGGCCUGGCCAUGCUGGUGGCCCUGGUUGAGUUCUGCUACAAGUCACGGGCCGAAGCCAAGCGCAUGAAGCUAUCUUUUUCUGAAGCCAUGCGGAAUAAGGCCCGUCUGUCCAUCACAGGAAGUGUGGGGGAGAACGGCCGUGUCCUGACUCCAGACUGCCCCAAAGCCGUGCAUGCUGGCCACGCCUCCCUCCGACACCCCGGCCUUGCAGUGGUCUCCUCCGGACUGCCCUGAAAAACCAAAAACACCUGCCGUGCCUUAACGACACACAAAGACUCCAACAAGACGCAGACAGAAACUCGACGUACAACAACACCACAUCCACACGCAAAAUCACGUAACAGAAACCCUAUAAAACUUCUCAGAUACAGACAUUUUUAUUACACACGUGAACUCCUGAAAACAAUCAUUUCACCGUCCUGCUGCCGCUGACUCGUUGUGCAGGAGACAAAGGAAGAACAGCUGUGGAGGGAACGCUGUGAGAACGAUGGACAUUUAGAACGUCACACUUCAGCAUUAACUUUUUUCUAUUGUUAUUCUUUUCGGGGAGAACACUAUCGUGAUAACAUCAAGCCAACAUGAAAGCCAGCACAGAUUUUACAUAACAUGAAAAAAGAAAAAAAAAGAAGACAACCACAAACCCAAUGAUGAUGAUUAAAAAAGAUAA